GGAGAUGAUGAGAGGGUCAAGAACUGGGUCACAGAGAUGAGAGAUCUGGCUUUUAAAGCUGAGGACAUCAUUGACACUUUCAUGUAUUACAAGCUACAACAGAAGCAGUCUGGUGGCUUGGGUUUCAUCAAGAGGUAUAUGCUCGUACCUGUUGAAUUGAUCCAUAGACACAAGAUUCAUGUGGCUGUUAGAAGAAUAGAAGUUGAGAUCCAAAAGCUAUCUGAAAGUAUAACAAGAUAUGGAAUUGCUAACAUAGGUGAAACAAGUAGUGCAAAUAGUCAACUUGGAAGGCAAGAUGUGAUCCCUAUAUUGCCUCAACUGAAUGAUGACAUUCAUAUGGUUGGCUUUGACCAUGAGAAAAAAACUAUUGUGCGAGACUUGGUUGACAUAAGCAAUAACAACUGAUCAGUGAUGUCUAUAGUGGGUAUGGGUGGUCUGGGAAAGACCACACUUGCUAAAUCCGUUUAUAAUGAUCCUAGAGUCAAGAGAAGUUUUGAUAUAUUUGCAUGGGUAAUCAUAUCUCAAGAAUAUACCAUCCUUGAGAUUUUGAAGAGAAUCUCAUCAGAAGUUUCAACAACUUCAUCAAGAGAUACAAUCAUAGACCUCGCACAUGCUAUUUCUGAAAAAUUGAAGAAAGGCAAGUAUUUGAUUGUUCUUGAUGAUGUUUGGAGGGAAAAUGUAUGGGAUCAAUUGCAAAAAGUUUUUCCAGAUGUUGAUAAUGGAAGUAGAGUUAUUAUAACCACUCGCUUCUUAAAUGUCGCUAAGAUUGCAGAUCCUACUGUGCAACCUCAUGAAUUGCGUUUGUUAAAUGAAAAGGAGAGUUGGGAGUUGUUUCUUCUCAAGGUCUUCCCAAGGCAAGAUAUUGAAACAUGUUGCCCGGUAUAUUUAGUUGAUUUUGCUCAUCAGCUUAUUCAGAGGUGCAGAGGUCUACCAUUGGCACUAGUAGUCCUUGGAGGACUUAUGUCAACUAAACCAAAAAGCCAAGAUGCAUGGCAAAAAGUUGUAGAGAGCAUGAAAUGGCAAUUUGUGGAAGGUGGAGAAAAAUGUUUAAAAAUUCUAGCUUUAAGUUAUAAUGAUUUGCCAUAUUACCUGAAGUCAUGCUUUCUUUAUUUUGGUUGCUUCAGAGAGGACAUGGCUAUUCCUAUAAAAACAUUAAUUAGAUGGUGGUCAGCAGAAGGCUUCUUACCGACAAAAAAUGGUAAUACCACAGAAGAAAUUGGAUUGGGUUGUUUGGAGGAGUUGGCACAAAGAUGUUUGAUCCAACUUACUGGCCGAAAAUAUGAUGGUAGUGCAAAAUAUUGCCGAAUCCAUGAUCUCUUGCGUGAUAUGUGCAUUUCAGAAGCCAAAGAGAACAGAUAUCUUGAAAUCUACAAGAAUGACACUGUAGAUUGUGCAGCAGUGCCAAAUGCAGCCCGACGACUGAUCAUAUUUAAUGAGUUUGAGACUCUAACCUAUUCUAACUCAAAAUUGCGGGGUUUAUUUUACUAUGGAGGUAUGCAUAAUCCUCUGACUUUCAAAGCUUUGAAUGGACAGCUUAGUGGAUUUAAAUUAUUAAGAGUGCUUAAUUUGAAUCUUUAUAUGCGGGAAUUUCCAAGUGAAAUCAAAUCAUUAAUUCAUUUGAGAUAUCUUCGGUUGCUUGCUGACAAUAUGAAGGAAGUUCCAUCAUGUAUUGGUCAUCUCCACAAUCUCCAGACUUUUAUAGUAGGUGGUGGAGAAUUAGUAAAUAUAUCAGAUUCACUAUGGACGAUUGAAAGUCUCAAGCAUGUCGAGCUAUUUAUGAUAUCAUUGGUUAAUCCACCAAAUAUGCCAAAUAUUGUACUAAAAAAUUUGCAGACAUUAAAGGGGCUACGUGCUGGAUCAUGGAUACGGUAUAUGCUGCAAAAUUUCACAAAUCUGCGCAAAUUGAAUAUCAAGGAAGUCAAUAAUGAUCAUGCUAAUGCACUGUAUGUAUCUCUCCAGAAACUGGGUCGUCUUGCCUCCUUAACUAUACAAGGAAAUGGAAUUCCUUCGGACAAUGUCAUGACAGCCUUUUCCAAUCAACAUUGCCUCAAGAAAGUGUAUCUCGAUGGAAAGUUGAACUGCAAACAGCUUCCAUACAACGACGUAUUUCCUCAACAGCUAGUGAAACUAGUCUUGUGUCUUUCUCAAUUGGAGCAAGACCCAAUGGCAACACUAGAGAAGUUGCCAUGUCUCAAAUAUCUAAAACUUGGAGCCGGGUCAUAUACAGGCAAACAGAUGAUAUGUUCGGCAACAGGUUUCCCUCAACUAUUAUUUUUAGAAGUCAAAGGUUGCGAUGAACUUGAGAAGUGGAAGAUAGAGAAGAAGGCAAUGCUAUGUCUCAAGUCUUUAGAGCUCAUUUCUUGUCGAAAGUUGAAGGUGAUUCCAGAAGGUCUAAAGAAUGUGUCACUUGAACUAUUGCUAAUGAAAAAUAUGCCAGAAGAAUUAAAAAGUAGGAUUGAGGAGAAUACGGGAGAAGACUGGUACAAGAUACAACAUGUGCCAAACAUCUCCUUUAAAUAUUAUGAUUAGCAUAUGCCGUGCGCAAUGGAUAAUAUGACUGAGGAGUGCUUUUGGACUUCAAAGGAGCUCCAGAUUAAGUGCAUGGCAAGCAAGGAAGCAUGCGUGAAGUUUCUUAUGAACUCCACUUCAAUUGAUGUUUGUGUGGAUGUCUGUGAUUUUAUUUAUGUAAUGUUAUAUGGCUUUGAUACGUUGUGGUUAUAUGCCUAAACAUAUGUGUGUGUAUUUGUGAUUUUAUUGUUGUAACGUACUUGGGUUUGAUACACUAAACUGUGGUUUUAUACCAA
Messenger RNA from Dioscorea cayenensis subsp. rotundata (Guinea yam), 2804 nucleotides. Its product is annotated as probable disease resistance RPP8-like protein 2. NCBI's taxonomy places the organism in Eukaryota, Viridiplantae, Streptophyta, Magnoliopsida, Dioscoreales, Dioscoreaceae. Gene Ontology annotation, biological process: defense response to other organism. The transcript has 3 exons. The coding region runs from base 412 to 2529 and encodes 705 amino acids. The record is from RefSeq and is a predicted model, not a curated record. Gene Ontology annotation, molecular function: ADP binding.